Molecule: messenger RNA, 863 nt
Organism: Triplophysa dalaica
Lineage: Eukaryota; Metazoa; Chordata; Actinopteri; Cypriniformes; Nemacheilidae
Exons: 6
Coding region: 147-863 (238 amino acids)
Source: RefSeq, a predicted model, not a curated record
UGAAGAUAAAGGGUACGUUGUAUAAACCAAAUUAAAUUGUAUUUCCUAAAAGAGCUAAUGUGAUUAAAUAUCAUAUCAAUUCUCACUGACGGUGCGCAGGACCUUCUGUAUAGUAAAGGCUACACAGGUGACCUCCAACUGAGAAUAUGGCCCAUGUUUGGUUAAUUUUGACCCUUUUUCUAAAGCUGCUGUUUGAGUCUUGUGAUGGAGAGAAGACCGACGACUCAAUUAAACUUGAUAUCCCAAGUCUUACCAGAAAAUAUCUACCGUGUACUGGAAACCUAACAUGUGUCAUAAUGUGUUCGGUGUCGAGUGUGGCACAAGCUCAGCUCUCAUGGUUCAACGGAAGCACUAUUUACACCAGCCUCAACAUUUCUGACAGCAACAACAAAGUAUUUAUUGGAGUGGAUUAUCAGGAUAAUAACAACUACAGCUGUGUGGUGUCCAGUUCAGGCGUCAAUCAGAGGACAAAUCUCAACAUUCACCGUCUCUGUCAGUCAUGUUCAGGCACAAACCUAACAAAAGUGGAUGUGAAUGAGGGGCAGUCUGUAACUUUACCCGCUCACUUUACCAAUGAUCAGGAUGAGGUACUGUGGUCAUAUGAAGGAAACACUCUCAUUGCUAGACUCAUCAAUGGUAGUGAAUCAUAUCAUGACUGUGAAGAUGGGAGAUUCAAAAACAGACUGCAGCUGGACAUCACGACUGGAUCUCUCGCCGUCCACAUCAUCAGAAAAAUUCACUCGGGACAGUUUAAUCUAAAAAUCAAUAAGAUUUCUGGCGACUUGGACUGCCAGAAUUAUAAAGUUACUGUCCAACAAACUCUUCACAAUGUUCAACUUCAAACUUAUCAAAAUGUGACGUGA